AUGCCUCUGCCCCUCUCACAUGCUCCUGCCCCGGGACUAUUCUGGACCGGAGGGGCAGCCGGAUUCCACUUUGCAUUUUGUCACAUUGGGCCGCAGUGGGGGCUGGACCAGGACCCGGAGCAGCACACGGCAGCGUUACCACUUGCCACUGUUGCCCAACAUUCCCGCACCUCCCUCUCUGUGCACCUCCCUCUCUGUGCGCCUCCCUCUCUGUCCGCCUCCAUCUCUGUCAGCACCUCCCUCUCUGUGCACCUCCCUCUCUGUGCACCUCUCUCUCUGUGCACCUCCCUCUCUGUGCACCUCCCUCUCUGUGCAGCUCCCUCUCUGUGCACCUCUCUCUCUGUGCGCCUCCCUCUCUGUCAGCACCUCCCUCUCUGUGCACCUCCCUCUCUGUGCGCCUCCCUCUCUGUCAGCACCUCCCUCUCUGUGCACCUCCCUCUCUGUGCGCCUCCCUCUCUGUCAGCACCUCCCUCUCUGUGCACCUCCCUCUCUGUGCGCCUCCCUCUCGUCAGCACCUCCCUCUCUGUGCGCCUCCCUCUCUGUCAGCACCUCCCUCUCUGUGCACCUCCCUCUCUGUGCGCCUCCUCUCUGUCAGCACCUCCCUCUCUGUGCACCUCCCACUCUGUGCACCUCCCUCUCUGUGCGCCUCCCUCUCUGUCAGCACCUCCCUCUCUGUGCACCUCCCUCUCUGUGCGCCUCCCUCUCUGUCAGCACCUCCCUCUCUGUGCGCCUCCCUCUCUGUCAGCACCUCCCUCUCUGUGCACCUCCCUCUCUGUGCGCCUCCCUCUCUGUCAGCACCUCCCUCUCUGUGCACCUCCCUCUCUGUGCACCUCCCUCUCUGUCAGCACCUCCCUCUCUGUGCACCUCCCUCUCUGUCAGCACCUCCCUCUCUGUCAGCACCUCCCUCUCUGUGCACCUCCCUCUCUGUGCGCCUCCCUCUCUGUCAGCACCUCCCUAUCUGUGCACCUCCCUCUCUGUCAGCACCUCCCUCUCUGUGCACCUCCCUCUCUGUCAGCACCUCCCUCUCUGUGCACCUCCCUCUCUGUCAGCACCUCUCUCUCUGUCAGCACCUCCCUCUCUGUGCGCCUCCCUCUCUGUGCGCCUCCCUCUCUGUGCGCCUCCCUCUCUGUGCACCUCCCUCUCUGUCAAAGGAAGUAG
This is a messenger RNA of Knipowitschia caucasica, 1158 nucleotides long. The record is from the annotation of a GenBank genome assembly. Lineage: Eukaryota; Metazoa; Chordata; Actinopteri; Gobiiformes; Gobiidae.